Anopheles darlingi is the source of this 2747-nucleotide messenger RNA. RefSeq lists its product as uncharacterized. Gene Ontology annotation, cellular component: neuron projection; membrane. Gene Ontology annotation, biological process: G protein-coupled receptor signaling pathway; vesicle-mediated transport. The record is from RefSeq and is a predicted model, not a curated record. The coding region runs from base 401 to 1060 and encodes 219 amino acids. Lineage: Eukaryota; Metazoa; Arthropoda; Insecta; Diptera; Culicidae. The transcript has 6 exons.
AGGAUGUCCUGAGCCAAGCCAUGAAAUACUCGUUAUAGUGAUUUGUGUUGUGGCGAGUGUAACGAGCUCCUGUCCUCAAUGUGGGCUCAAUGACUCAAUGUGAAACGAUUUACGAUUGAGAGUGGCAGCCGAAUUUUGGGUGCGGGCGGGCAGAGGCAAUUUCUUCGAGAGCAGAAAACGAAAAUGGUGCCAGUGAGUGUGCAUCGGUGGAUGAACAUGCUGAAGCCGGUCUUCCAGCAUCGAUAGUGUCGGUGGAUUGAUCGUGGUAAAUUGUGCGCUCGGGCGUGUGCGUGUGUGUGCGUUUGUACUGCUCAUCGAGUGUGUGCGUGUAUGUGAUAGCAAUAGUAGCAGCAGCAGCAGCAGCAGCAGCAGCAGAAGGCAAUCCUGCCAGGCAACCGACAUGUUAGCCAUGCACCACAUGACACCGGUCGAAGUUACCCAAAUCUCUAACCUACACACGCUCAUCCUCGAAAUUAACAGCGAAGUGGCACUGUUCCGGGACCUGCUUAUCCACGUCGGCCAGUCCAGGGACUGUCCGGAGCUGCGGGAGAAAAUUCGGAAGUUGCGCCGAUCCUGCGUCGAAGCCUGCAAGCAUACCGCCGCCCUAAUACUGCCCCAAAUUCGAACGGCCAUCGCCGAGGGCAUCCUGACCGAUAACCCACAUCUGGUGCUGCUGUUCUACCUUGCUCAACUGUUUCUUAGAGAAUUAAUCAAAAGCCAUCGGCUGGUGCAGGUCAUACCGAUGGAUAUGUCCGGCUACUACGAAAACCGUGCCGGACCGUCGAACCUGGGCAACGUGAUAAGUCAGAUACUGCUCUGCAAGCAAAUAACGCCCGACUUCAACCAGGAGGAGCUGUGCAGCAUCACCAAGGAUUCGCAGGAGAUUGCCCGAAUACUGCAGGACCUGCAGGAGUUUAUGCCCCAGCAGGAAACCUACCUGGAGAAAACAAUCGCCCUGACGGCCGAAAUCAACGGACCGUGGCCAGCGAAACGGCGCCGUGGUUCGCUCUACAAAAACAUGGGACUCCUGUGCUGCGUUUCGCGCCCCAACUACCUAUGAGCGCAUGAGCGCGUCACACACCCCGUGCCACCCACGAGCUGGCCAUCGUGAGGAGCACCGGUCCGGCUAUUGUAAUUACCGUGUCCGCACAGUGCACAGGAACACACAGCCCACAGCGCAUCAUGUGCACGCUUCACAGAUAGACGGCAACAACAACCAACAAAAAACCCACCGAUCCUCAACCCCACUACCCACCACCCACCCACCCACCCACCUCCUAUUGAUACACAAUCAAUGAGCUUGAUGGUGAGAUCGGUCCAAGUGGUUCGACUGCACCGACGACCGGCAUCCAUCAAUCUUCCAGCCGGCCAUCGGGGCUGGACCCAUCAUCAUCAUCUCAGCAACCCAUCGAGUAGAGCACCAUUUCCCGCGGGCGGCGCGCUCACUGGCCUACUAGAUUGCCAACACCAGGUGUGCCCGCUGUUUGGCGCAGAAAUUUGUUUCCCAAACCAGAAAAGCCAACCGCCAGAGUGUACAUCGUCAUGGCCUACUCCGUGGGUCCCGGCUGACUGCAACCGGGAUGCUGUGUGAGUGCGAGUGUGUGUGCUCCCGUUAGGUCGAUAAUCAGAGCACGAGAUGAACGAGAUAAAACAAAAAUGUAAUUCCUGAGAACACGGAAUGACCAUCAUUCGAGGGACGCGCUGGACAACGCGAACACCGUAAUCAGUAGUGCAAGCUCCCUCCCCGGCGGGGAAAGUACCAUUUCAGUACUGGCUGGCUGGCGGGCAAGCUGACGGAUAGUCCAGACCAUCAGAACGAGUGACGACUGUUGGAUUGGGGUGCUCCAAAACAGGGUGCUUGGAAAGAGAUGAUGUGCAGCGACGCCGCUCAUCGUCGACGGCUGCAUCAAAAGGCGGGAACGAAAACAAACCACGUCACGGUGGACGAAAUCGAAAAACAACCAACCCCAUCUCCCCAUCACUCCAUCCACUACAUUACAUGCACUCGGGCGGGAGUGGUUUAUUUAUCUUUGUUUUAGCACUUUUUGUUGGCCGUUUUUUUUUCGGUGUUGUUAUCUCAUAUCCGGUGCUUGCUGUGCUGUGUUGUAAUCACCAGGAUGUAGGAUGAUUGCAUGGUGAUAUCUCUGGUUUUUUUUCUGUUCAUGGAACUACCAAAAACAUAACCCCCAUUCCUAGACCAGUCGAAGCUACGCUCCUGGCCCUGGUGUUCUGUUGUGGUUUUGAACACCCCAAAAUGAUCGACCCACGUUCGAUCGACUGGAGCAGAAAUGUACACCGAUAGCCUAUACAUUGUUGCAUGUCAACAGUAAACGCACCAGAAUGAGGAAAACCUUUGGUUGAUUACCUGCGCCGAUAAUCCACUUUCUCGCUAACUCGCUAAUCCCCUCCCAACCCUUCUCUAAUUAUGUAGAUGUGUGCGGUCAGUCGUGGCGCAUUGGAUUGGAUUGGAUUGAGCACAUUUCCCCCCCAUUGGAUUAGCAUGCAUGAUCUGGCGUCAGUCACGGCCCAUUGUGUGACUCACGCACAGCCGCCACUUGAUAGCGCCGGCAUGUCUGGCGAGCACUAGUCGGUCUCACGUCAAGGCUAAACACACGAACCGCACGCAAAAGUGAAAUAAUAGCGGGCCAUUAUUUCACGAAAUGGUUUACCAUUUCGUUCAGUUUUCAUUCGAUGCCAAAAAGGCGAUUUUUAUUUAAUUUAACCACCAUCGAUCAUAGCGUUCAGAA